Molecule: messenger RNA, 794 nt
Organism: Suillus bovinus
Lineage: Eukaryota; Fungi; Basidiomycota; Agaricomycetes; Boletales; Suillaceae
Exons: 6
Coding region: 309-557 (82 amino acids)
Source: RefSeq, a predicted model, not a curated record
GCUAAGAGAAAUUCCAUGUUGGUGUCGGAACCCGGAGUAAUGAUUCCGUGGAGUACCAUCAAUCACGCCUCCGCUUGCCUUCCCAUGUAUUAACUCGUUACUACAUCGUGCCCGAUCACUCCUUAAAGUUAAUGGUCUUGUGAUUUAUCCUCCCUGUCACAUCGGUAAUCCCUUCCAGCUAUUCAAACUCGUAUAAAGUUCCCCAUUCAUAUCCUUUGAUCCCCCAUUCUUCUGCUCCACUGGUCUCCCCAAGCACCCCACUUCGUAACGCAUUUCGCCGGUGUCCCUUCACUAUCUCGUCAUUCAAAAUGUGCAAUCUGGAAACCGAAGGAACAAAAUUUGGAUGCGGGCAUUACAAGGUGACGCGCAAACUGAGGAAGAUCGAUUGCUUCAACCAGUAUUGCAUCCACUCCGCAUGUCAUCCAAGGAAUUGUCCUGAUUGCCAUUGCGAACGUUAUUUCGGCCCCGAUGCAAGAGAAACAAUCACCCACCGCACAGCCGAUUACUGUGUUUCAUGUCAGUACUGGUUCAAGGACGGAGCCUCCCAGCGUCGUUAACCUUGAUGGUUUCCACGGCCCCGGCAGCUUCUUUGCUAAUUCUAUCGAGAAAGCAUAUAUAAUGCCGUUUUAUUCUAAUAAUUAUCACUCUAGUCACACCUUGCUUUGUACACCACUUUGUCGUGUCAUUUUGUAGUUCUAGGUUUUGUCGCAUAUUUUACUUACGCAUUAUUUAUCUAGCCACUGUCUUGUAACACCAUUCAGAGUGAAACGACAUACAACUUUAUUACCAUUUCA